Molecule: messenger RNA, 219 nt
Organism: Gryllus bimaculatus (two-spotted cricket)
Lineage: Eukaryota; Metazoa; Arthropoda; Insecta; Orthoptera; Gryllidae
Source: the annotation of a GenBank genome assembly
AUGCGGGCUUACUCUAAUUUGAAAAGUGUUUAUACAGACAAGAAUUCUGGUCUGGUGUGGUUUGGUGUGGCCUCUGUAUAUUCAAUAUGUGUUGUGAAGAGCUCUAAGAUUAACGUGUGUAGUGACAUCGCAAGUACGACUGAAGAAUUGGCUGGCACAUUACAGUGUGGUAACAACGUGGUGGAAAGCUGCAGUUCUAUAUGUAGCCGCGUUCUUCAC